AUGUCACGAUUAGGUGAUGAUAUAAUUUCUGUAUUUCUUGAUCGAAGACAAUGUGUAUUGACCGAUACCGACGUAUUCAGAGCACUCAAUAGCCAAGGCAUUUCAUGUACUGUUGAAAGCGUACGUCAACAAGUACAAUUACUCAGUCCAGCAUUGUUUCAUUUAAUGUCAAAUGAAAAUCGAACAGUAACAAUUAGUGUGGAUCCUAAAGGAUAUCUUGGUAAUCAUUGUCCAGCUAAACCAAAUCCAUGUGAGCGACUUCAUAUAUGUCGGCAUUUUGAAGGCAACUGUCCAUCAGCGAAUUGUACUUUUCCACAUGAUUUUUCUAAAGGAUAUAAUAGAAAGAUUAUUGCAGAACAUCACUGUCAAUUUAUAAAUCCUUUAUUACUUAUCAAACUUCUUCGUCUUAAAAAAUCUUCAUCAAUACCUCCACCAAGACAAGGAAUACCUACUGGAUUUAAUUCUAGACCAAGAGGGCGUGGUCAAGGACGUGGCCGAGGACGUGGUCGACGUCGCGGUCGCGGUGGUCGGUUUGUCAAUAAUGAAAGUUUUAGAAACCUUAUCGCACAAAAAUUUGAUCCUCAUCGACAAGUAGAUGUCAGUUUUCCAUCUUCGAAUCUUGCUCAGCAAAUCAAUAUAGAAAUUAUUGAAAUGCUUCUCAGUGUACAUGAUAUAAAAAUCGAAGACAGAUUCAAUGAAGGUGAAAAUGAGUAUUUUCGUCGAGUCACAAUUCAAUUAGGAGAAACUAACGAUGUUGAAAAAUUACUUAACUUAUCCCCGAUUCCAUACGAUGGUGUCGAUAUAAAAUUCAAGCGUACUCAUCAAAUCAUUGAUAAAACAAGGCUUUUAUUGAAAACAUCGAUUAAUAAUGAGCACGAUAAAAUUAUUUCAUCUCGUAUUCAACUUUAUUUAAGUACACUUAUUAAAAAUAAUCCCAUAAGUAAAAUUGUGGAUCUUUCAAAUGAGAAUGAACAAAUCGUAUUUGUGCAAUGUGAUAAUGAUAUAGAUUUCAAUAGUGUUCGUCAAGCUCAUAAAUUAAAAUCAGAACUAUCGGGCAAACAUCUAAUAUUAACACAAGCCUAUGAAUGUGAUGCAUUAGAAAUUCAUUAUAACGAAAAAAAUAAAUCAAUAACUGUUGAAGAUUUACAAAGAAUUCUCAAAUCUGCUUGGAACGAUAUAUUUGCUUUGAAUUUUCCAACAGGUGAUCAUGCGGAAGUUGAAUUUAUUAAUGUUCAAGCUUUUAAACAAUGGCUGUCAAAAGUCGAACAAGUCGAAGAUCAAUUUCAGGUGACGAUUACUCCAAUGAUUGAUUGUGUUGAUGAAACAAAUGAUUCAGGAAGCGUACAUUCAGCAACAACUGUAGCAUCGAAUGUUGAUUCUCGUUCGACUGCCUCUGCUGGAUUAGAUAAUAGAAAUCGCUUAACAACAAUUAAACUUAUUCCUGAUUGGAGUAUGAUUGUUCGUCAUCCAAAAUUUCAACUUGAAUAUAAAGAAUUUAUUCAUCGUGAAUUUGGUGGUGAUAUUGAGAUUCAAGGAGAUGAAGUUACAUACAAUGGAAUGUUUCCUCGACAUCUUCAUGGUUCGGACAAUAAUGUUAUUCUUCGUGAUAAAACCAAGGAUUUCAUGCAAAAUUUUGUAUUUCGAACAUUGCUUAAAUUAGAACGACAUAAUAUUGAUAUCCUUGAAGCCAACUCAGCUGAUGUGGCAUUUAGUUUUAUUGACGUGAAUGUUUAUAGGUUAGCGACCCGAUCAAAUGAAAUAUCGAAAUUCAUGAGUAAAAUUUUUCCUAAAAACAACCAAGGUUCACAAUUGGGGCCGUCUCCACGGCCAACUCAUAACUCAUCAUUACCUCCAACUUUACAAUUAAAACCAAACAAAAAUGCUUCGGUUGCUUCAUCAGGACCGGCCACUUCUAUGUAUCCACUAAAUACACCAGAACAAAUAAGCAUGUUUUCAAUAGAUAAAUUCGAAGAACGUCUACGACAAUAUCUACAAGAAACAUUUAAUACAAAAGGAACAUUUGAGCGAACUGGCCAUAAUAACAAUGAAAAAUCGAAGGGAAUAGCAAAUCGUAUUUUAAUUAAAUUAAUGGGCCAAACGAAUGAUGUUGAAAAUGCACUUCAAGAUUUAGAUAAUUUAUUUUCAUCGUUACAUACAAAGAUAUUCAAUGAACAAACUAGCAGUGAUUGGAUCAAUAUUGACGAAGCAAUACAGGUUAUUGAAUAUCAUAUACAUCUUGCCAACUUACUUUGUGCAUGCCAAAAAAUAGCUCCAAAGAAAGUAUAUAUUCAUUAUUUUGAUGUAACAAAUCCACAGUUUGGUGUUGAUGAACAAAACAUUGACGAUUUAAUUCAAGAUCAAUUCAAUACCGUAACAAUAACAUACAAUCAAGAAUCAGAAUCAUCCAGAUUUAGGAAAGAAUGGACAAAUUUAGAGAAAAAAAUUCUUCAACGAGCUGACUAUAAGAAAAAUAUUUGUCUCUACAAAGACUCAAAUACUGUUUAUUUAUUUGGCUUGAAAGAUUUAGUUCAAAAAAUUCUUCGAGAAUUCCAAGUACUUCAAAAUCAACAUGAUCCAAAAAUAUGUAAAGUUACUCUGUCAGAGAGAAAACUCAAGUAUUUAACAUGUGUUGCUAAAGCUGAUUUGAAUAAACUUGCAAAAAAAUAUAAAUCAGAUGGAUUGGAUUUAAAUUUAACUCGUUUACGUCAAAAUGGUGAAUUCAUUGCACCGACGGAUAUUCAUUCCGAAAUCACAGAAAGCCUUGAAGCAUUAGCACAAAUAAACGAGAAUUCAUUUGAAAUCGAUGAACCUGGUUUUGAAAUACUUGUCAGUAAAGAACCAGAACGACUUCUUACUAUUGUAAAUUCAAAAUGUUAUCUUGAAAAAACGAUUGAAAGUCGUCGUAUUCAUAUUCUCAUACCUAAAGCUCGAAUAACUGAGUUAAGCCAUGGAAUUAAACAAAGUGCCAGUUCUAGUGCAGUUGCAAAAGCGUUACCAACUUCAACAAGUGUUAAUGUUGGUCAUUCGAAAGUAACGAUUCUAAUUGGUGAUUUAGCAGCACAAGCAGUUGAUGCCAUUGUAGCCUGUUCUUCAUCAGAAUAUUUAUGCAAAGAUAUAGUUAGUAAAGCCGGUGCUCAAACAAUGAAUGAAUAUAUUCAAUUGAAAUCUUCGAAGCAAUUUCCGGGCUCAACCACUGGUGGUACGUUAUCGUGUAAAGAAAUCUAUUUCAUUCCAUGGUCGCCAGACUCACAUGAUUCGGCUGAUGUUAAAUCAUCUUUGCACAGCUUUGUUUCAGCAGCUUAUACGCUUGCAAUUGCAAAAGGAAAUUUGGUUAUUCUAUAUACGAUUUUAGCAUUUCAUGCUGUUGGUUGUGGAAAAAUGAACUUCGAUGCAUCUACGAUAGCUAAAUAUAUGCUACGUGAAACCAGAAAAGAACUGAUAAAAAUAAAAAUAAAGAUGAAUAUUUCAUUUGUUCUGCUACCCUCGGAACAGAAUGUAUAUGAUCAAUUUGUUAAGCAUCUUAAUCAAAUGGAAACUGUAGAUCUACUGGUAUCUUAUAAAAGUCCAACGAAAAAACAAGACGAUCAAUCAACCAUGGCAUAUGAUAAAAAAAUUAUAAAAAUAACCUUAAUUAGUUCAAUCGAGAAUCAUCUUAUGGAAUGUAAACAAGAUAUUAUGGAUUUAGCUCGAUCGUUUUCAACAAAAUCACAAAUAACCAAUAAAGACGAUAUUCUCAAUUGGUCACAAGAUACAAUCAAUAAAUAUUAUGAUUAUUGUUUAAAACAAGGUGUCGUACCAACACUAGAUCUUGAAAAUGUUUCACUUGAAUUGGCUGGAUCAAAGGAUGCAGUACAUGAAGCUGAAAAAUAUUUUUUAGAAUUAAACAACGAAACAUUAAAAGAAGCACAUAUGCACAGUGUUGCACGUAGCGUUGUUUGGUCAGUUGAACAAUCACCGAGCACCGACAUUUGGGAACAAUAUUCAUUUAAACUCAAUGGAAUGAUUGAAGAUGCUUUUCUCAAAAAACAUUUGCAUUUAGAUUUUCAGAAUGAUGCAGACGAAAAAUGCCGAAUAGUAUUUUCUUCAAUGGAACAGCAUCAUGGAAGUAUAAUUCGUCGUGUACGUCGUAAAAAUGUUGAUUCGACAUUACCAGAGACAUGGGAAGGUUCAGAUCAAAAUUGUAAGCGAGUUACAUUACAACCAUCGUCAAACGAAUAUCAAGAUGUACUUGCACGAUUCCAUGCGACGAUGCUUGGUAAAUAUUUGCAAAUUGUUAAAAUUGAACGAAUUCAAAAUGAACGAUGGUACAAACAGUAUGAUGCACAUCGUGAAGAUUUUAAACGACGCUAUCCAAAUACUGUUGAACGUUUACUAUUUCAUGGAUGUCCUAGUACAUCGGCUGAUCAGAUAAUUCAAGAAUGUUUCAACAGAUCAUUUGCUGGUGUUAAUGGUGUUGCAUAUGGUAAUGGAGUCUAUUUUCACACGAAUGCUAUUUACAGCCAUCAAUAUGCAAAACAGGGCAACUCCGGGGAAAGAACGAUAUUUUUAGUACGUGUUCUUAUUGGAAAAACUUGCAAAGGAGAUCCAAGUAUGAAAUCACCUCCGUCCGGUUAUGAUACAACUACAGAUGGAAAAGAUAUUUUUGUGGUAUAUCAUGAUGCUGGUGCCUAUGCAGAUCAUUUGAUAACUUAUAAAUGA
Messenger RNA from Rotaria socialis, 4698 nucleotides. Lineage: Eukaryota; Metazoa; Rotifera; Eurotatoria; Philodinida; Philodinidae. The record is from the annotation of a GenBank genome assembly.